This is a messenger RNA of Periophthalmus magnuspinnatus, 2432 nucleotides long. RefSeq names its product cAMP-specific 3',5'-cyclic phosphodiesterase 4D-like. Gene Ontology annotation, cellular component: nucleus; cytosol; perinuclear region of cytoplasm. Lineage: Eukaryota; Metazoa; Chordata; Actinopteri; Gobiiformes; Gobiidae. Gene Ontology annotation, biological process: signal transduction. The record is from RefSeq and is a predicted model, not a curated record. Bases 211 to 2133 code for a protein of 640 amino acids. The transcript has 15 exons. Gene Ontology annotation, molecular function: 3',5'-cyclic-AMP phosphodiesterase activity.
CGGAGAGGAGGAGCGGGCUGCGGGCACGGGCGGAGACACUCCUGCCUGGGGUUCGACGUGGAGAAUGGCCUGUCCGUCGGACGCAGCCCCCUGGACCCUCAGACCAGUCCCGGCUCCGGUCUGGUCCUCCAGGCGAACUACCCCCACAGCCAACGCCGCGAGUCCUUCCUGUACCGCUCCGACUCCGACUACGACCUCUCUCCCAAAGCCAUGUCUCGGAAUUCUUCUACCGCCAGUGAACUACAUGGAGAAGACAUGAUCGUGACUCCGUUCGCUCAGGUUCUCGCGAGUCUCCGUACUGUGAGGAGUAACUUUGCGGCGUUGACACAUCUCCAGGACCGAGCGGGAAACAAGAGAGCGACGUGUAACAGUCAACCGCCGCCGUGCAAACCCUGCGUCUCAGAGGAGCCGUACCAGAAACUGGCCAUAGAAACAAUGGAGGAGCUGGACUGGUGCUUAGACCAACUGGAGACUCUGCAGACCAGGCACUCUGUCAGCGAGAUGGCCUCCAACAAGUUUAAGAGGAUGCUGAACCGGGAGCUCACUCAGCUGUCGGGGACGAGCCGCUCAGGGAACCAGGUGUCAGAGUUCAUCGCCAGGACGUUCCUCGACAAACAGCAUGACGUGGAGAUCCUGGGCCCGCCCCCAAAGGACAAGGACAAGAAGAAUCGUCCCAUGUCCCAGAUCAGCGGCGUGAAGAAGCCCACAGCGAGUCCGAGUCUGGCCUCCUCCUGCUCCAUCCCGCGCUUCGGAGUGACCACCCCCCACGAGAGUCUACUGUCCCAGGAGAUCGAGGACAUAAACCGCUGGGGUCUGGACAUCUUUAAAAUCGCAGAGUUUUCCGGAAACCGCCCCCUCACGGUCGUCAUGUUCUCCAUCUUCCAGGAGCGUGAUCUUCUCAAGACGUUCCAGAUUCCCACAGACACGUUCUUGACCUUCAUGAUGACCCUGGAGGACCAUUACCACGGCGACGUAGCCUACCACAACAACAUCCACGCCGCCGAUGUGGUGCAGUCCACGCACGUGCUGCUGUCCACGCCCGCGCUACAGGCCGUGUUCACAGACCUGGAGAUCAUGGCCGUGCUCUUCGCCAGCGCCAUUCACGACGUCGACCACCCGGGAGUCACCAACCAGUUCCUCAUCAACACCAGCUCGGAGCUCGCCCUCAUGUACAACGACGCCUCGGUGCUGGAGAACCAUCAUCUGGCCGUGGGCUUCAAACUUCUUCAGGAGGACAACUGUGACAUCUUCCAGAACCUGAGCAAGAAGCAGAAGGACUCACUGCGCAAGAUGGUCAUCGACAUGGUGCUGGCCACUGACAUGUCCAAACACAUGAACUUUCUGGCCGACAUGAAGACGAUGGUGGAGACGAAGAAGGUGACCAGUCUGGGUGUGCUGCUGCUGGACAACUACUCCGACCGCAUCCAGGUGCUGCAGAACAUGGUCCACUGCGCCGACCUGAGUAACCCCACCAAACCUCUGGAGCUGUACCGACAGUGGACCGACCGCAUCAUGGUGGAGUUCUUCACCCAAGGAGACCGCGAGAGGGACAAAGGGAUGGAGAUCAGCCCCAUGUGCGACAAGGACAACGCCUCGGUGGAGAAGAGCCAGGUGGGCUUCAUCGAUUACAUCGUUCACCCGCUGUGGGAGACGUGGGCCGACCUGGUGCACCCGGACGCUCAGGACAUCCUGGACACGCUGGAGGACAACCGGGAGUGGUACCAGAGCAUGAUCCCCCGCAGCCCGUCGCCGACCAGCCCCGAGGAGCACGGCGACCAGAACCCCGCCCACGGCAACCAGAACACGAGCCCCGUCCUCCGCAACGCCGGCCCCGCCCACAAGCUCGCCGGCCCCGCCCACCCGCUCACGGCCGCCGCCCCCUCCGCCGAUAAAUUCCAGUUCGAGUUGACUCUGGAGGAGGAGAGCGAGGAGGAGGAGCCGUGCGACCCGCGGCGGGAGCGGCGUGGCGGCGGGUGUCACCUGUCGUCCCUGUCGCCCCUGGACCCCCGCGCCUCCAACAGCCGCUACAGGCCCCCGUCCCCGCACCCGGCCCGCGGCCUGGCCUCCAUGUCCGUGCGCAGCCCCCGCUCCCCCAGGACGCUCGACUCGCCCGACCGCGAGGGGGCGACAUAACGACCCGCGCGGCCUGUCCCGUCGCCACGGCAACGGCAAAGAUGUGCUCAGGUUAAAGCGCGAGUGACGGAUCCUGACCCAAUCACAGUAGAAAACGAAAAGAACAGGAAGUACAAAACACAGUACCACAGCGGCCUGCUCACGCCGCCGCCGCCGCCGCCGCGCUCCAAACAGGAAGUGCUCACGGACGCUGUGGUCGUCACUGUCGCUAAAUCCAAACAAAACAAAAUAAAGGUUUAAUCAGAACUUUUGUGCAGAGGUGGAAGGUAAACAAGUACACGCAGUAAAGUACAGGACUC